AGUCAGCCUGACAAUUUCGUAAACAAUCGAUAAAUGGGAAAAUCUUCCUGUUUUUCCUCGAUACGCUUUUGUUGACAUUUCCCCGCUCUAUAUUUAGGAGCCCGCUGGUUUGGCCUUUAAAACCCCCAACUGAAUCAAAAUUUGCGAGUCGACCGCAGUUUCCCAACCGAUUAGAUAAUUGUGUUGAACCUUUGCAUUACUUCCGCAAGAUUGAUAACGCGUUACUCAAACAGCAAUUUUUAAUUUGGAGUAAAAUCAAAAAUCCUACAAGACAAAUUGAGCCAUUGUUAUCUUAUCAAAUAUAAUAAUAAUAAUGGGCUGAUACAACAAUUGCGAUUUGCUCCUGAUUAAAGCGAUAUUAAUUGAGAUAGAUAAGGAAUUAAUCAAAUUUCUGUUGUCAACUUGUUGCUUCGCCCCUCCGCAAGUCGAUCAUGUGGCCGAAAGCGCGCUAGGCCACCCCUAAUUAAGUUCCACAAAUUGUUCUUCUCGCACCAUGCAACAGGAAGGAGUAAUUAUCAUCCAGUCAUUCACCCAGUUUCAUUGAUAAGUGCGCCGUGAGUCAGGAGUGCGUGGAGGGGUGCAUGGGCCGUUCAAGGGGGUGUUGUUGCAUUUAUAACCGAGAACAACAGCAUGUGUUGGCACUAACUGAGCCUGGACCCCCGACCCCGGGCCAUCUCACGCUAAGUCCCCCCAAGCGCUGCAAGCUGGAUACCCCGAGCGUGAGCCUGCCGACGAGUCCGUGCGCCGAGAGCGCGACCCUCCAGAGGGCCCUCGUCCUGAAGAAGGUCAAGACGCUGGACCCCGACGGGCUCAAAGUCAAGCUCGAGGCGGCCCGGCAUGGCCCCAAGUCCUUCAUCGUGCUGGACUGCCGCCCGUUCAUCUCCUACAACGUCAACCACAUCAACGGGGCCAUCAACAUCAACUGCUCGGACAGGUUCAACCGGCGCCGGCUGCAGCAGGGGAAGGCCACCCUGGCCGACCUGGCCACCACGAGGGAGGGAAAAGACGUGCUCAAGCGGAGGGCCUUCAAGGAGGUCAUCGUCUACGACGACAACACGUGUGAUAAAGAGCGGAUUACGACAGCGCAGCCCCUUCUUCUCGUGCUUUCCUCCCUCGUCGAAGACAACAAGGAGCCGGCGCUCCUCAUCGGAGGUCACACCGAAUUCCAUCGUAAACACAAGGAUUUGUGCGAAGACACUCUGGUCACCGGCCUAUCAUCUCGGGGCCUGCCCUCGUCGGCCUCCUGUCCGGCCCUCGCCGACAUAGACUCGCAUCCUGCCUCUCGAGUGCUGCCCUUCUUGUAUCUGGGCAACAGCAAGAAUGCAGCUGACUUGUCCUGUCUACAAGAUCUGGGCACCACCUGCGUUCUUAAUGUUACACCACAGCUGGCGGGGUACCACGAAACCUGCGGGAUCACGUACAAGCAAAUACCUGCCACCGACAACGGACAUCAAAACCUCAAACAGUAUUUUGAAGAGGCUUUCGAAUUCAUCGAGGAAGCGCGGAACAACGGGCUGCGGGUGUUGGUGCAUUGCCAGGCCGGAAUUUCCCGCAGCGCCACAAUAGCGAUCGCUUAUAUAAUGAAAUAUAAACAAAUGUCGAUGGUUGAGGCGUACAAACUGGUGAAAGCUUGCCGGCCGAUAAUAUCCCCGAAUUUGAAUUUCAUGGGCCAACUGUUGGAGCUAGAACAAAGUUUACGUAGUGGUAGCAAUAACAACAAUCAUCAGUGUCGCUGGAGCCAGCAGUCCAGUGACGAAGUGACACAAGGCUGUAGUGUUUGAAUGCGUUAUGAACUCUAGGGGUUUGGAGUGGAGCCUCACAUUAAAUAAAUUUUAGUCAUUCAACUCGCCAUUUAAUUUGCAUUCUAGUCUAUGAUUGGUGAAGCAUUGAUUUUGGGAAGAGAGAGCUUUAAUAGUCGCGGAUUUAUCGCAGCCUUUGCAAAUUUGGGUAGCUUUAAAUUACUAAUUUAACGACAUGAUCAAUGCUUUACUGUUUGAGAAAAUGGCUGUGUACCAAUAAAGAUAUUCACUAUAAGAUAGUAUGCAGUAGAAAUUAUGAUUUUGCGUAUUUUUUACUUCCAAGCAGCUGGUUUCAAGUGUGGCUAGUGGUCGAGGAAUUAGUCGUGGAAUGAAUUCAGUGAUUUUGAAGUAGGUUGAGUCAAGUCGUGUUGUCGCAAAAUGAAGUAAUUUCAUAAGCAGACAUCGGUUCUUAGUGUAUUUUAUUUAUUACUUAUAUGAAUUUAUAUAUCAGAAACCUAACUAUGUAAAGUUCUACGGGUUCGAGUCCCACUAUUAUAUUAUGUCAUAAAACGUUGCCAUAGUUUAUCAUGAAAAUAAGUCAGUGUUUUAGUUUUAGUUAGUAAUGAUUAAUCGUAUGUUUUUUAUGUUGAUCUAUAUUUAAAGGACUUUUGUUUGGAAUAUUACUUUAGUUUCGAUUAAUAAGGAAGUAUUUUUUAUGACUAGAGAAUCAACAUAUUUAUUGAAAUUGUCGUUGUGAUUUUUCUCAUAGUAUCUUAAGCCUUGGCGUGAACGAUUAGGUAGAAAAAGGUGCGAAAUGAUGGGAUGGUGAACUACCAGGUCUUUAAUUACCUAUUAGGUGCACACUGUAUAUUUAGCGACACCAUCGCAUUAACAAAAUUGUGCCUUCACUAUUGUUUUGUAAGGAACUUAUUUAUAAAAAUUCAGACUGUCCA
Molecule: messenger RNA, 2692 nt
Organism: Tribolium castaneum (red flour beetle)
Lineage: Eukaryota; Metazoa; Arthropoda; Insecta; Coleoptera; Tenebrionidae
Gene: puc
Product: puckered
Exons: 4
Coding region: 582-1781 (399 amino acids)
Biological process (GO): negative regulation of MAPK cascade; protein dephosphorylation
Cellular component (GO): cytoplasm
Molecular function (GO): protein tyrosine/threonine phosphatase activity; MAP kinase tyrosine/serine/threonine phosphatase activity; MAP kinase tyrosine phosphatase activity
Source: RefSeq, a predicted model, not a curated record